GUUUUUGUUUUGGGUUGAAGUUGAGGCUGAGGGGAGAGAAGAGCUAGCGACUAGCAGUCGUCGCUGCCGCCGGCUCUGCGGGAGGUGGAGGAGGCCCCGCCGGAGCCGAGAGGUUUCCCCUCCCCGCUGACGGCCCCUGCCCGUCGCUUCUCUACCUCCUCCCGGUCCCGGAACUCCGGGGCCUGCCCCGGGCCCCCAGUCUUUGAACUCUGCACGCCGCAGCGCCCGGCCCCGGCCGCACCCGCCGGCCCCAUGAGGAGGGACGUGAACGGAGUGACCAAGAGCAGGUUUGAGAUGUUCUCAAAUAGUGAUGAAGCUGUAAUCAAUAAAAAACUUCCCAAAGAACUCCUAUUACGGAUAUUUUCUUUUCUGGAUGUUGUUACUUUGUGUCGCUGUGCUCAGGUCUCCAGGGCCUGGAAUGUUCUGGCUCUGGAUGGCAGUAACUGGCAGCGAAUUGACCUGUUUGAUUUCCAGAGGGAUAUUGAGGGCCGAGUAGUGGAGAAUAUUUCAAAAAGAUGUGGGGGCUUUUUACGAAAGUUAAGUCUUCGUGGGUGUCUUGGAGUAGGAGACAAUGCAUUAAGGACCUUUGCACAAAAUUGUAGGAACAUUGAAGUACUGAAUCUAAACGGAUGUACAAAGACAACAGAUGCUACAUGUACUAGCCUUAGCAAGUUCUGUUCCAAACUCAGGCACCUUGACUUGGCUUCCUGUACAUCAAUAACAAACAUGUCUCUUAAAGCUCUGAGUGAGGGAUGUCCACUGUUGGAGCAAUUAAACAUUUCCUGGUGUGACCAAGUAACCAAGGAUGGCAUCCAAGCACUAGUGAGAGGCUGUGGGGGUCUCAAGGCCUUAUUCUUAAAAGGCUGCACACAGCUAGAAGAUGAAGCUCUCAAGUACAUAGGUGCACACUGUCCUGAACUGGUGACUUUGAACUUGCAGACUUGCUUACAAAUCACAGAUGAAGGUCUCAUUACUAUAUGCAGAGGGUGCCAUAAGUUACAGUCCCUCUGUGCCUCCGGCUGCGCCAACAUCACAGAUGCCAUCCUGAAUGCUCUAGGUCAGAACUGCCCACGGCUUAGAAUAUUAGAAGUGGCAAGAUGUUCCCAAUUAACAGAUGUAGGCUUUACCACUCUGGCCAGGAAUUGCCAUGAGCUUGAAAAAAUGGACUUGGAAGAGUGUGUUCAGAUAACAGAUAGCACGUUAAUCCAACUUUCUAUACACUGUCCUCGACUUCAAGUGUUGAGUCUGUCUCACUGUGAGCUGAUCACAGACGAUGGAAUUCGUCACCUGGGGAAUGGGGCCUGCGCCCAUGACCAGCUGGAGGUGAUUGAACUGGACAACUGCCCACUAAUCACAGAUGCUUCCCUGGAGCACUUGAAGAGUUGUCACAGCCUCGAGCGGAUAGAACUGUAUGACUGCCAGCAGAUCACACGAGCUGGGAUCAAGAGACUCAGGACCCAUUUGCCCAAUAUUAAAGUCCACGCCUACUUCGCACCUGUCACUCCACCCCCAUCAGUAGGGGGCAGCAGACAGCGAUUCUGCAGAUGCUGCAUCAUCCUAUGACAAUGGAGGUGGUCAACCUUGGUGAACUGAGUAUUUAAUGACACUUCUAGAGUUACAAUGGAGUCUCCAAUGGAAGCAACCCCAGUGUUCUGGGCAAGGGUUACAAAGUGAGGGCAGCGUCCAGAUCCCCAGAGCCACACAUAACAUGCAAACCCACCCUCACCUCCACCCACUCUAGUUCUGUGACCAGGGGACUGAAGCCCAUGCUGGCUUUAUCAAGUGGAUUGGUAAAACUUAACCAUUCCUGUUGGACAUGCCAAGAAGAAAAUCAUAGGCAAGGUGGAGGGAAGGGGGCAUUCCAGCCAACGCAGUGUUGCUGCGCUUGCAGUUUCUUCAUUUUUUGAAGGGGUUUCUUUGGUGAUUUUGGAACAGCAACUGCAGUCCUCCAGGGUCAAGGAAAGCAUAGAAAAACAAUAUGUGUUGUAUCCAGGGACCAGAAAGAAAAAUUCUUUGCAUCCUAUAAAUGGUAGCCAUCUCUCAUGAGAUGACUACAGAGCUUCUGUGCUUCCUUGUUCCCAUGCCAACAUGCUGAGCAUGCUCCCAAAGAAGGCUCAUCCAUUCCUCCCCUGUGUUUAAGUAUUUGGCCCAGAGGUUUCCUAAAUGGUUGCACUGAAAUCGCUGCGGUCCAAAUGUGAUUUUACUCACUCAAAUUGUCACUCUUUCUAGCACGCUUGUGCACCUGUCUUUCGUUCUCUGUUGCUCCCUCCUGCACUCUUGCUCAGUCUGUCACCUGUUCAUUGUCUGCUUACUCACACUCAGUUGUUAUUCUUUUGCCGUUGUGUUUACAGUGUGCAUUUUGGAUGAUUAGUUGGGGUUACCAAACAUUUUUAAAAGAGACAUUAUCAAUAAAUAUUUUUUUAAUUCUAAAUUUUACCAUUAGGGGACCCUGCCUGAAUCUUUGCCAGUCUGAAGGGAAACUAUCACAAAACCAAGAAAUGGUAUGAGAAGAAAUUGAGUUAAAACUAUUUUGAUGAAAACAAACUUUGCCUUUUGGUUUCUGUUAUACCUUGUGAUAUAUAAUAAUACGCAUGAUAUGCCCAAUGUUCUCCCUGCACAUUUUUCUUCCCAUCAGACUCCACUAACUUAAUAAGGAGAGAGAAAUGCAUUAUUAGUAAAGAGUGGAAUGGCGAAUCCCAAAACUGAGCCCAAAAGCACCCCCCACCCAAGCCCAGACAUGUCGGAUGUUCACUGAAAUCUAGGUGUGAGCAGUAGCAUCCCUGAUUUGUGUCUGUGAGGUUGUUUUGUUUCAAUAGGAGCACUGCUAGAGUUGCUGUGCCGUCUAGCUGGUCAGUUUCUCCCCCUCCCCCAAGCCCCCCCGCCCCGUUCCAGCCUAUCAGGGAUACAAGAAUGACCCUAGAACAGGUGGUCAACUGUAUGUCAGUGUUGAUGGUGUAUCUCAAAUGUUGGCACCUUGAAGGACCAGAACCAUUUCAAAACCUGUCAACCCUAUCUUUCUUGUGCUCUGGACUUCCCAUGAAUGAAAUACAGGGGUAACCAGGUGAAGGCUUUGAGAGGAAGCAGGGGGUUCAGUGUCUCUGCCCAGCAUGGUCAGCAGAACUGAAGGCAGGUAUUCAGUGCCCAUGACUCAGAGGCAAAGAAGAGG
Odobenus rosmarus divergens (Pacific walrus) is the source of this 3166-nucleotide messenger RNA. It is a transcript of the gene FBXL20, whose product is annotated as F-box and leucine-rich repeat protein 20. The transcript is spliced from 15 exons. Gene Ontology annotation, molecular function: protein binding. Gene Ontology annotation, cellular component: SCF ubiquitin ligase complex. The record is from RefSeq and is a predicted model, not a curated record. Gene Ontology annotation, biological process: SCF-dependent proteasomal ubiquitin-dependent protein catabolic process. Lineage: Eukaryota; Metazoa; Chordata; Mammalia; Carnivora; Odobenidae. Bases 253 to 1563 code for a protein of 436 amino acids.